AUGAACCGGUUGGUUUUAAACACUGGCCGGUGGAAGGAAAGGGGGCAGCACGACCGGGUUGUUCGGGCGGAGAAAGGGAAGCGGCGGCGGAAUAGGCGGAACGGAUGCAGGCGGAGGCAGGGUUGGUGGCAGUGGCGGUGGAUGGUGAUGGCGGAUGGCGGCCGCAGCGGCGGGGCGGAAGGUGACAGCGGACGGCGAAGGCGAAGGCAAAGGCAAGGAUGAGCCUGGAUCGUGAUGGCAGACAGCGGCGGCAGCGACAGUGACGGCGACAGCGGCGGCGAUAAUGGCCAGUGGACCAACGGCGGAUAUUGGCGACGGACGGUGGCUGAACUUGGCGAGUGUAUGAGGGGCGGCGGCGGAUGA
This is a messenger RNA of Spirodela intermedia, 363 nucleotides long. NCBI's taxonomy places the organism in Eukaryota, Viridiplantae, Streptophyta, Magnoliopsida, Alismatales, Araceae. The record is from the annotation of a GenBank genome assembly.